Molecule: messenger RNA, 738 nt
Organism: Adelges cooleyi (spruce gall adelgid)
Lineage: Eukaryota; Metazoa; Arthropoda; Insecta; Hemiptera; Adelgidae
Exons: 10
Coding region: 4-714 (236 amino acids)
Source: RefSeq, a predicted model, not a curated record
UAUAUGGAUAAUGUUUUCAAGACAACUAAAUCCUUAAGAGCUGCUUUUUUUAAGAAGGGUUUUGCUGAUAAAAGUGGUACAACUAUACCUGGAGGUAAUUCUGGAGCAAAUUCUUUGGAGCUUGUAAUUGCGGAAAUGGCUUCUGAUAUCACUGCUGGCAGUCCCUACUACGAUUUCUGCAAAAUGAAUUUUUUGAUUGCUGUACAAGACCAAUUGGAAAUUGUCUCGGAAAUAGAGGAACUCCCAAAUGAUGAACCAUAUGAAAAAGCAAAUAAAUUUUUCCGAGCCUUUGAACAAUACAUAGAAGGAUUAUUAGGAUUUACAUAUGCAGACACUUAUAAUGAAAGUCAUGGAACAGCGACAACACUUGCUAACAAGGGAAGAGCAUAUGUUUCUACAGCUUUAAAUCGUUUAACCCAACUUCGUGUAUUAGGAUUUAAGCAGCGUGAAAAUGAUUACCCCACUUUAGCAGUGAAGUGUCGUAUAAUGGGAUUAUACUUGAGUUCCCAAUCUCCAGAAUUAUACAUAAAAAAAGUUGAUAUUAACCCAGCUGAUAGUUCAUGUACCUAUACGAAUAAAAAUAAUGACAGAAAGAAGUACAGUUAUUUUAAUGGCAUAUGGUCUGAAAUAAGUUUCGAUGACCCACCAAGAUCAUUACAAUCACUCGAGGACCUGUUAAAACUUGUACAUCCUCCAAAUCCACCCACAUCCUAACCUAGUGUUAGUUCAACACUGGCA